ACGAGGGGUUGAGGGCUCGUGCGCGUCGGCAGGCCACGUGGCGAUGGGGGGCAGCGCGCGGAACCCAGGGGCCCUGCAAGGGGACAACGCUUCCGGCCAGUCUCCAUACCAGAGGUUAAGUCGGAGGAUGCGCGACAUUUCCGGGGACCGGGGCGUGUUGAAGGAUGUCAUCCGAGAGGGUGCUGGAGAGCUGGUGACACCCGAUGCUUCCGUGCUAGUGAAAUAUUCCGGAUAUCUGGAGCACAUGGACAAGCCUUUUGAUUCUAAUUGCUUUAGGAAAACUCCUCGCUUGAUGAAACUUGGAGAGGAUAUUACACUUUGGGGCAUGGAACUGGGCCUUCUGAGCAUGCGGAGAGGAGAGCUGGCCAGGUUUCUGUUCAAACCAGCCUAUGCCUAUGGAAUGCUGGGCUGCCCUCCCUUGAUCCCCCCAAACACUACUGUCCUGUUCGAGAUUGAGCUGCUUGACUUCCUGGACUCCGCUGAGUCAGACAAGUUUUGUGCCCUUUCAGCUGAGCAACAAGAUCAGUUUCCACUUCAGAAGGUCCUAAAAGUGGCAGCUACCGAACGGGAGUUUGGCAACUAUCUUUUCCGCCAAAGUCGUUUCUAUGAUGCCAAAGUGAGGUAUAAACAGGCCUUGCUGCUGCUUCACCGGCGAUCAGCACCCCCUGAAGAGCAGCACCUGGUGGAAGCAGCCAAGCUUCUUGUCCUCCUUAACCUGUCCUUUACAUACCUGAAGCUGGAGCGGCCCGCCACGGCCCUGCGUUAUGGAGAACAGGCUCUGAUCAUUGACCGGAAGAAUGCCAAGGCCCUCUUCCGGUGCGGACAGGCCUGUCUUAUCAUGACUGAGUAUCAGAAGGCUCGAGAUUUUCUAGUCCGAGCCCAGAAGGAACAGCCCUUCAAUCAUGACAUCAAUAAUGAGCUGAAGAAACUGGCCAGCUAUUACAGGGACUACACAGAUAAAGAGAAAGAAAUGUGUCACCGAAUGUUUGCUGCUUAUGAUAAUGGCUCUACAGUAGGAGAAAAUUGAAGGUGGAUUUUUCUGGCUGAAACAGUGGACACAAAUGCUACAUUAUCUUAACUGUACAUCGCCAAUUUCUAGUGAAGUUGAGCGGCUUUUUGUGUUUUUAAUUGGCUCUCUCUACUGUUAAAGCAACUUGCCUCUUGAUCUCCUUUGCCUGUUCUCGUUUUGGGUCUUUAUAUUUGUAAAAACCCUUUUUUAUGUGAAGGAUGUUAAUUAAAUGUUAUGUAACUUGAAAUAUUC
Messenger RNA from Herpailurus yagouaroundi (jaguarundi), 1261 nucleotides. It is a transcript of the gene FKBP6, whose product is annotated as FKBP prolyl isomerase family member 6 (inactive). Bases 44 to 1027 code for a protein of 327 amino acids. Gene Ontology annotation, molecular function: peptidyl-prolyl cis-trans isomerase activity; Hsp90 protein binding. Gene Ontology annotation, cellular component: cytoplasm. The record is from RefSeq and is a predicted model, not a curated record. Lineage: Eukaryota; Metazoa; Chordata; Mammalia; Carnivora; Felidae. The transcript is spliced from 9 exons. Gene Ontology annotation, biological process: piRNA processing; spermatogenesis.